Molecule: messenger RNA, 600 nt
Organism: Gigantopelta aegis
Lineage: Eukaryota; Metazoa; Mollusca; Gastropoda; Neomphalida; Peltospiridae
Product: chitinase-3-like protein 1
Exons: 4
Coding region: 17-547 (176 amino acids)
Biological process (GO): carbohydrate metabolic process; chitin catabolic process
Cellular component (GO): extracellular region
Molecular function (GO): chitin binding; chitinase activity
Source: RefSeq, a predicted model, not a curated record
GGAUUUCUUAAACGUGAUGACGUACGACUUCCACGGCGAAUGGGAACAUAACACCGGCCACCACAGCGCCCUACAGGGGCCCGACAGUGACCAAUUAACCGUUAAAAAGUCUGCAACAGCCUGGGCACAUCAUGGCGUACCUAAGUCAAAGAUCAUGAUUGGUCUUCCCUUUUGUGGAAAAUCGUUUACUCUCAAAGACAGCAGCCACUCCGGUCUUGGGUCUGCUGUGACUGGUGCCGGAAAGGCUGGUCAGGUUACCAAAGAAGAAGGUACCCUGGCAUAUUUUGAGGUGUGCAAACUGCUACAACAAGGCGCGGUGGGACACAGGCUAGUUGACCAGCACGUGCCAUACCUCGUUGACGGCGACCGCUGGGUGGGGUACGAUGACGAGAAAAGUAUUGAAGAGAAGGUCCAGUUUGUGGUAAACGAAGGUUACGGAGGGAUUUUCGUCUGGGCUUUAGAUCUUGACGAUUUCUCUGGUGUUUGUGGAAAACAGUUUCCACUGAUGAAUAAAAUUAAGGAUACAUUUGCUCACUUGAUCGGAUAAUGCGCCUUUAGUGUCCCGCAUGUCUUGUAAUGGAAUAUAAUAAUACUAAAGAA